AGGAAUUUAAUUAACCGACGCCCACGCAGGGCAGGGAUAUUCUGCGUGGGAGAGAAGAAUCUCUCCUUCUUUAUUCAUUCCUCUGUAGUCUGUAGAAGAAGGCUGUUGAAAAUGGAAUAGCAGGAGAUUCCAAAAAACCUAACACUGCAAAUAGUAGUACUCAAUAGCAUGCGGAGAAAAGCGGAGCCUUGCCUUAAUCUUCUCCUCCUUUACCUCCGCCGUUGCUCCUCCCACCCACACCAUCACCAACACCAGCGCUCUUCCUUUCACUCUCGCACCCUCUCCCUUUUUUUGCCGUCUCACCCCUCCCGCCACGAAAACCAGAGCAAUCCCUCCCCAUUUACUUCCUCCAAAAAAUUCCUUUUACUCGGAUGGGUUUCCUUCGACGGCCUUCGCCGUCCCGGUUACCACUAUCAGUACGCCUCCCAUCGCAAUUUUUUUACGAGGGCCAAACAUGUGAAGAAUAUUGAAAUCAGUGAUCAACACAGUCAACGAGCGGUCACGACUGCAUUGUGGUGCAACUUCCUUGUUUUUUCUCUCAAGUUUGGGGUUUGGUUAGCAACCUCUAGCCAUGUUAUGUUGGCUGAAGUUGUGCACUCAGUUGCAGAUUUUGCCAAUCAGGUGCUCCUUGCUUAUGGUUUGAGUAGUUCAAGACGUGCACCAGAUGCUCUACAUCCUUAUGGCUACUCCAAGGAAAGAUUUGUUUGGUCUUUGAUAUCUGCUGUCGGUAUCUUUUGUCUUGGUUCCGGAGCUACAAUUGUUCAUGGCUUUCAAAACUUGUGGACUGCACAGCCCCCUGAAAAUAUUCUGUAUGCAGCUCUAGUGAUUGGUGGUUCAUUUGUUAUUGAAGGUGUUUCUCUGGUUGUUGCCAUACAAGCUGUCAAGAAAGGUGCAGCUGCUGAAGGAAUGACAGUGAGAGACUACAUCUGGCGUGGUCAUGAUCCUACAUCUGUUGCAGUAAUGACAGAGGAUGGUGCUGCAGUUACUGGUCUUGUCAUUGCUGGAGCAUCGUUGGUUGCAGUGAAUAGCACAGGGAAUGCAAUUUAUGACCCUAUAGGUUCAAUAGUUGUUGGAAAUCUACUUGGAAUGGUGGCUAUCUUCCUCAUCCAGAGGAAUCGACAUGCUUUAAUCGGUAGAGCGAUGGAAGACCAUGACAUGGAGAAGGUUUUGCAUUUCCUGAGAAACGACCCGGUUGUAGAUGCUCUAUAUGAUUGCAAAAGUGAGGUUAUUGGGCCUGGAUUCUUUAGAUUUAAGGCUGAAAUAGAUUUCAAUGGAGUGAGGGUAGUGCAAAAUUAUCUAAGUAGGACUGGACGUGAAGAGUGGGCUGGACUGUUUCGUGACGCGGCAAAGGACAAGGAUGAAAAUGCACUGCUCAAGAUCAUGUCAAAUUAUGGUGAGGAAGUUGUUACAGCUUUAGGAAGUGAAGUGGAUAGGCUAGAAAAGGAGAUCCAGGAGCUCGUUCCGGGUAUUCGGCAUGUCGAUAUUGAAGCUCACAAUCCAACAGGACCAUCCCCGUGAUCCACAUUUUUAUACCUUCACUCUAUUCUUUUGUGAUUCUCAACAAUUUUAAUAUAUCAUCUAUCAAGGGACACCCUAGCAAUGAUAUAAUCCAGGAUUGCCAAUAGGACGGAUAAACGCUUCUUAUAAAGAAUGCAUGAACAGCUGUAAUAGAGGAUU
Molecule: messenger RNA, 1677 nt
Organism: Corylus avellana
Lineage: Eukaryota; Viridiplantae; Streptophyta; Magnoliopsida; Fagales; Betulaceae
Product: Cation efflux family protein
Biological process (GO): zinc ion transport; transmembrane transport; intracellular zinc ion homeostasis
Cellular component (GO): endoplasmic reticulum; membrane
Molecular function (GO): monoatomic cation transmembrane transporter activity
Source: RefSeq, a predicted model, not a curated record